AUGGGGGCUGAAGAGAAAAGGAAUGGAGCAGCCAUGGCCCGAGACCAAGAUGCUCGCUUAUGGGAGAAGGAACUAAAACAGGCCGAAAAGGACACCCAGAAACUCAAUCAGCAAAUCCAAUCGAAAAAGGAUCUGAAACCAAAGCUAGACACUGCUUCAGUACUGCUACGUGAUUUGAAAGUUGACUUAACUGUUUAUAGGGAAUCUAAGUUCAAUUUGGAAAAUAAUGGACACUCCACUGAUGAGUCACAGACACCAGAGAAAAGAACUCGCACUGAGAUACCAGCUGCUGUUACCUUAGCAAAGAAGGAACUUGAAGAGGUGAAGCUCAAAAUAUUAAACGCAACUGCAGAAGUGGAUUCUUUGAAGGUGCUUGCUGCUUCAUUAAAAUCGGAGCUUGAAAAGGAAGAGUCUGCUAUUGCCACCAUUAAGCAAACAGAAGGCAUGUCAGUUGAUGUUGCUUCUCUGAAAGAUGAUCCAGAUAACACCGAGUCAAAAAUAGCUUCAGUGCAGAUGAAUGAAAAAAAGGCCAGAGAUAAAAUGGUGGAAGUGCCCAAGCAACUGCAGCAGGCAACACAAGAGGCUCUUGACGCCACAACACUUGCUCAAAUGGCUCAUGCAGUAGUUAUUUCCUUAGAGGAGUACAAUGACCUCAGAAAACGUGCAUAUGAGGCGGAGGAACAGGCCAACAUGAGGGUGUCAGCUUUCGCUUCUCAAGUAGAGGCAGCUAAGCAAUCCCAGUCGAGUAGCUUGGAAAAGUUGGAACAAGUAAAGAGAGAGAUGGCUGAAAGAAAGGAACAACUAAAAAUUGCUUCGGUGAAGGCUGAGAAGGCCGCGGAAGAGAAAUUAGGUGUAGAGCAGGAAUUGAGACGAUGGAGGUCUGAACAUGAGCAGCAGAGAAAGACUUCUAAAUCCUGCCGCAGUGUAGAACCUCGAUGGGCAAGUUUUGAUGGAACAAAUCAAAGGAAGAACCUGGAUCAAAUAUUUCUCCUUGCAGCACUCUAG
Molecule: messenger RNA, 1005 nt
Organism: Hibiscus syriacus
Lineage: Eukaryota; Viridiplantae; Streptophyta; Magnoliopsida; Malvales; Malvaceae
Product: protein WEAK CHLOROPLAST MOVEMENT UNDER BLUE LIGHT 1-like
Exons: 2
Coding region: 1-1005 (334 amino acids)
Source: RefSeq, a predicted model, not a curated record